This is a messenger RNA of Pleuronectes platessa (European plaice), 3627 nucleotides long. RefSeq names its product YTH N6-methyladenosine RNA binding protein F1 (gene ythdf1). Gene Ontology annotation, biological process: mRNA destabilization. Gene Ontology annotation, molecular function: mRNA binding; N6-methyladenosine-containing RNA reader activity. Gene Ontology annotation, cellular component: cytoplasm. The transcript has 6 exons. The record is from RefSeq and is a predicted model, not a curated record. NCBI's taxonomy places the organism in Eukaryota, Metazoa, Chordata, Actinopteri, Pleuronectiformes, Pleuronectidae. The coding region runs from base 186 to 2063 and encodes 625 amino acids.
GCAGCGCCACGACAAACUGAACCGUCCGCCCCGAGCGCAGACACCGGCUGACGGCUGCUGCGGCUAGCGGUGCUAGCGUGUUAGCAAAGUGACGCGGAGCAGCUCCUCCGGUGAUUAGCCUCUCACACGGCGGACACACUUUACGUCUCGCCAGGGCUGAAGCACACACACCCGGCGGAUGAACGAUGUCUGCCGCUGGUAUCGACCCACAGACAUCGAAGGGACAAGAUGCGAGCAAAGCCUUCCCAGUUUCAGUGCAGAAUGGCUCCCUCCACCAGAAGGACACGGUCCAUGACAAUGACUUUGAGCCCUAUCUCACCGGCCAGUCCAACCAGAAUAACAGUUAUCAGUCCAUGACAGACCCAUACCUGUCCAGCUACUAUGCCCCCUCCAUUGGAUUUCCUUACCCUCUCAGUGAAGCUCCUUGGUCCACUGGAGGUGACCCACCCAUUCCCUACCUGACACCCUAUGCCCCCCUCAACAAUGGAGACCAUCACUUCAUGCACGACACAGUGUUUGGGCAGCCGGGGGGGCUCAGCAGCAGUAUUUACCCUCACAGGUUUAACUUUUUCCCAGAGAACCCGGCCUUCUCCACCUGGGGCACCAGUGGUUCUCAGGGCCAGCAGACUCAGAGCUCCGCUUAUGGAGGGAGUUACAGCUACCCGCCCAGCUCUCUAGGAGGCACCUUGGUCCCUGAUGGGCAGACGGGUUUCCACAGUGACACCCUGAGCAAGGCUCCGGGUAUGAACAGCCUAGACCAGGGCAUGCUGGGCCUAAAAAUAGGUGGGGAUGUGACAGGAAGUGGCUCUGGUGUGAAAAGUGCCGGCUCUGUGAUCGGUGGAGGUGGCAGUGUGGCUGCAGCUGUUGCCACGGGCAACGGAGGCACACCAAUCGGAAUGCCCCCCCCGAAACCGACAUCGUGGGCCGCUAUAGCGAGUAAACCUGCCAAGCUGCAGCAGCAGCAGCAGAAGGCCAAGAACAAGCCUGGUACACCCAUCCCUGGAGGAGCUCUGCCUCCACCCCCCAUGAAACACAGCUUGGACAUUGAUACAUGGGAUAAUAAAGGGACUGCGGCUAAGAUGGUCCCUCCUUUGCCCCCCCACCACCAUCACCACCACCAUCACCACCACCACCAGCAGCAGCAUCAGCAUCAGCCACAGCUUCACUCCCAUGCUCCCAGUCUCCUCCCUCCCCUUCAACAAUCCAUACAGUCUGCCCAGUCCCUCGUGCAGCAGAUGACCAUGCAGGGUCCUCCACCUCCGCAGCAGUCCUACCAGAACCACAACUCCGCUCCAACACCUCAGACCCGCUGGAUAGCCCCACGCAACCGCAACAUGUGCUAUGGUGGUGGAGCCAUGGACAGCGGCUGCUCCUCUAACGGCGGCGGUGUUGGUAACGGAGGUGGAGGGGGCGGGGGUCUGCUUCCGGAGCCGGGCUUAGAGUCCCACCCCGUGCUGGAGAAGCUUCGAGCGGCCCACAGCUACAACCCCAAGGAGUUUGACUGGAACCUGAAGAACGGCCGUGUGUUCAUCAUCAAGAGCUACUCUGAGGACGACAUCCACCGCUCCAUCAAGUACUCGAUCUGGUGCAGCACGGAGCACGGCAACAAGCGCUUGGACUCAGCCUUCAGAGGGAUGAACUCUAAAGGUCCUGUCUACUUGUUGUACAGUGUUAACGGCAGCGGCCAUUUCUGCGGUGUGGCGGAGAUGCGCUCACCUGUGGACUACGGCACCAGCGCCGGCGUUUGGGCGCAGGACAAGUGGAAGGGCAAGUUUGACGUGAACUGGUUGUUUGUUAAGGAUGUGCCUAAUAGCCAGCUGCGUCACAUUCGCCUGGAAAACAAUGACAACAAGCCAGUCACCAACUCACGUGACACUCAAGAGGUUCCUCUGGAGAAAGCCAAGCAGGUGCUCAAGAUUAUUGCGCAGUACAAACACACCACCUCCAUCUUUGAUGACUUCUCCCACUAUGAGAAGAAGCAGGAGGAGGAGGAUGUGGUGAAGAAGGGCUAUGAGCCCGUCCCAUUACAGAGCCGAUCCCGAAUCGAUCAGGAUCGUCAGUAGUGACCCGAAGAAGGCGGCUUCUGAAAACUCUCCCGCUCAACAACGGUUGUGCUCGGAUGGAUGUACUGAAAUUUAGAUUUAAAAAGAAAACAAACGAACAUUAAGAAAUUGAAAACUAAUAUUUUUUUCUAUUUAAUUGUGUUGACUUUUGGCCCACGUCAAACUUUUGAGCCACAUUGCUCCUGGUUCCCAGUCUUUAAGAUGAGUGCAGGGAUGAAGCUAGUUCCACCGGUCGAAUCGCUUCAAUAAUAUAUAUUUUUCUUGUUUUUUUCCUGUAUUUUUUUAGCCUCUAUCGCUACCCCACAACUCGCAUUCUUAACUAAGUAUAAUUAUCUGCACGUCUGUUUUGAAACUCUUGACAACAUGCUGCUGAUAUUCAGUGACUGUUCACUUUGUGGUUUGUGUGUUGGAGAAAUGUUAAGUGCUUGUAUUGGUUAAUCUUAAUGAGUGAACAACACUUUAUUGACAAAUGUCUGCUAUCUGUGUGUGUGGCCAGUUGUAUUUUAUAUUAUCAGAAGAAAAAAUAACUUCUCUAAUGCCCUGGUUUUCAUGUCCGGGGUGUUUUACUUUGUUGGAGGAAUGUGUACACUGAGAGUUUCUGUAUGCGUAGACAUAAUAGUGCAAGGUUGUGACAGUAGGAAGCAUAAAUGUUAGAAGCAUAUUUUGAAAACUUUACCAUCUGGCUGACAAAUAAUUUCAAUUCAACAUUACAAUGAAGGAUAUUUGGGAUUGUAUCUCUCUCCGGAGCGGAGCCUUAACAUUUCUUUUGAGCAGUAUUGUAAAUGUUUUGUUGUUCCCCAGCACAGAACCUCAAAAUGUUCAGCCUGAGAUUCAGGGAAACGCCGUCUAGAAAACAAAACGCUCUUAAAGACGGUCCCUCUCUCUCUUUUUUUAAUUUUUAUUUAAAGGAUGGAACUACAAAUAUUCCGUCUGAGUUGUGGUUUUAUCAACACAAACAUUUGCUUUCUGUCUAUUUCCCUGACUUUUCCUUCCCUCUGUGCCCGCAGGGCUAUCUGUCUGAAAUUCUGAAGAAAAUGUAGCAUGUGCUGCUUUUUAAAACACCAGGCCUGUCACUUCUGUGUUUUUUUUGUCUCUUUGUUCUUUCUUAACAACAUUAUAUUCUUGGCAUUCUCAUCAUUUUCAUCGCUAUAACCGAUCCACGUCAUCCCCAGAAAAAUGUAAGCUUUAAUGUACCGGCAUUUCUAACUGAGAUCGCCUCAAAAUGUUUAACUGUAGCAUUAUACUUAACCGAUUAAUUGUCAAGUGUAUGGACACCAGAGACUAGCCUAUAUGGUAUAUGUUUGUGACUUUACUUUUUUUUAACUUGCUUGCUGUAUUUGUGUGUGUGUGUGUGUGUGUGUGUGUGUGUGUGUAUGCUUGAGUGAAAGAACCGAGAGGGAGUAUGACUGUGGAGCAAUCAGAGUUAUAUUACGGUAUUGGAACAUAGAAAAUUUAUGCAAAAAAAGUUUUAAGUCACCCCUGAAUUAAAUAUCCAUUGUAUCAGAGGUCACUAUCACAUUCUUAGAUUUGAACAUGUUCAUUAUUAAAGAUAUACUUAUCUGUU